AUGGCGGCAACAUUGGUGUUACUCGUGCUCUUGUGCCUCAGCACUGCCCUAACCUGCAGUGGCGGCGGUGGCGGCACCGGCGCCACAGGGAUCCACAUGAAGCUCACCCAUGUCGACGCCAAGGGGAACUACACCGCACCGGAGCGCGUGCGCCGUGCCAUCGCCCUCAGCCGCCAGAUUAACCUGGCCUCCAUGCGUGCCGGCGCCGCAGGCGGAGGCGGCGUGAGUGCGCCAGUGCACUGGGCGACUCGCCAGUACAUCGCGGAGUACCAGGUCGGCGACCCGCCGCAGCGCGCGGAGGCCCUCAUCGACACCGGCAGCAACCUCAUCUGGACGCAGUGCGCGACGUGCCUCCGGAAGGUGUGCGAGCGGCAGGACCUGCCCUACUUCAACGCGUCGGCCUCCAGCAGCUUCGCGCCCGUGCCGUGCCGGGACAGGGCGUGCGUGGCCAACGACGUGCACCUCUGCGCGCUAGACGGCAGCUGCACGUUCCUGGCCAGCUACGGCGCCGGCCGCAUCAUUGGCUCCCUCGGCACCGACGUCUUCACGUUCCAGUCCGGCGGGGCCACGCUCGCCUUCGGGUGCGUGAGCUUCACGGAGGUCAGGCCGGGGUCGCUCCAAGGCGCGUCGGGCCUCAUCGGGCUCGGCCGCGGCCGCCUGUCGCUGGCCUCCCAGACGGGCGCCAAGAGGUUCUCCUACUGCCUCACGCCCUACUUCCACAACAACGGCGCGUCCAGCCACCUGUUCGUCGGCGCCGCGGCGAGCCUGAGCGGCGGCGGUCCCGUGAUGUCCAUGCCGUUCGUGGAGAGCCCCAAGGACUACCCCUACAGCACGUUCUACUACCUCCCGCUGGUGGGGAUCACCGUGGGCGAGACCAAGCUGCCCAUCCCGAGCUCGGCGUUCGAUCUCCAGGAAGUCGAGGAGGGGUUCUGGGAGGGCGGCGUCAUCAUCGACUCCGGCAGCCCCUUCACGUCGCUCGUGGAAGACGCGUACAAGCCGCUGGUGGACGAGCUUGCCCGGCAGCUGAACGGGAGCCUCGUGCCGCCGCCGGGGGAGGACGACGGUGGCAUGGCGCUGUGCGUGGCACGCGGCGACCUGGACAGGGUGGUGCCGACGCUGGUGCUCCACUUCAGCGGCGGCGCGGACAUGGCCCUGCCUCCGGAGAACUACUGGGCCCCGCUGGAGAAGUCGACGGCAUGCAUGGCGAUCGUCAGAGGGUACCAGCAAAGCAUCAUCGGCAACUUCCAGCAGCAGAACAUGCACAUCCUCUUUGACGUCGGCGGGGGGCGGCUCUCCUUCCAGAACGCCGAUUGCAGCACUAUCUGA
This is a messenger RNA of Miscanthus lutarioriparius, 1326 nucleotides long. NCBI's taxonomy places the organism in Eukaryota, Viridiplantae, Streptophyta, Magnoliopsida, Poales, Poaceae. The record is from the annotation of a GenBank genome assembly.